Messenger RNA from Cannabis sativa, 1787 nucleotides. RefSeq names its product phenylacetaldehyde oxime monooxygenase CYP71AN24. The coding region runs from base 63 to 1625 and encodes 520 amino acids. NCBI's taxonomy places the organism in Eukaryota, Viridiplantae, Streptophyta, Magnoliopsida, Rosales, Cannabaceae. The transcript has 2 exons. Gene Ontology annotation, molecular function: iron ion binding; monooxygenase activity; oxidoreductase activity, acting on paired donors, with incorporation or reduction of molecular oxygen. The record is from RefSeq and is a predicted model, not a curated record.
GACUAAAAGUCUAAAACCAAAACUUACCAAUAGCUAGGAAUCAAAGAUAUUUUCCAGUAAUAAUGGAGAUACUAGUUAUGUUGCAACAAGUACUUCUGCACCCAUUUCUUUUCUCUCUUUGCUUCCUAUCUCUUCUUCUCUUCUUUAUAUUCACAACCAGACAAUCAUCAUCAUCAUCAAGUGGCAAAAAAAGCACCUUGCCACCAUCACCACCAAGCUUACCAGUGAUUGGAAACCUUCACCAGCUAGGCACUCACCCGCCCCGGUUCCUUCGAGUCCUGUCCGACAAGUAUGGCCCUCUUAUGUUCAUGCAUUUGGGCAGAGUCCCAACUCUCAUCGUUUCAUCAGCUGAAAUGGUUAGAGAGAUCACUAAGAACCAUGACAUAGCUUUCUCCAAUCGACCACAUACUGUAGCUGGUAAGAUCUUACUUUAUGGCUGCAAAGACUUGGCCUUUUCUCCUUAUGGUGAGUAUUGGAGACUAGCUAAGAAGGUUAGUGUUGUUGAGCUUCUAAGUGUCAAAAGGGUACAAUUGUUUCAGUUCGUAAGGGAUGAAGAAGUUGAUUUAUUGAUUAACACAAUACAAGAAACUUGUCUUUCUAAGAGGUCUGUGAACCUCAGCAAUUUGCUUAUUGCAACCUCUAAUAACAUAAUGGCAAGGUGUAUGCUUGGGCAGAGAGUUGAGGAUGUAAAUGGUCAUCAGACCAGAUUUGGAGAGGUGUCUAGAAAGAUAAUGGUUGAUUUUAUGGCCUUUAGUUUCGGAGAUUUCUUCCCUUUUUUGAAAUGGGUUGACGUUAUUAGAGGAUUGAUUGGUCGUUUGACUGAAAGCUUUAAUGCAAUGGACAGCUUCUUUGAUAAAGUGAUUGAAGAACACAAGGCAGUAAUGGAAAGCAAUGAUGAUUCUUGUCAAAAUUUGAAAGAUGACUUUGUGGAUAUUCUUCUCAAAGUUCAGAAAGAGGAAAAGAAUCUGACUAUGGAGCACUUGAAAGCUAUCUUAAUAGACAUAUUCGUGGGUGGAAGUGAGACUACUUCAACAGCAUUAGAAUGGUUAAUGGCAGAGCUUUUAAGAAAUCCAAGAGUAAUGAAGAAAGCCCAAGAAGAAGUUAGAAAAGUAGUCGGAAACAAACAAAAGAUCGAUUCUAAUGAUAUCAACAAAAUGAACUACUUAAAUUGUAUUAUCAAAGAAAACCAAAGGUUACAUCCCUCACUUCCUCUGUUACUUCCUCGUGAAACAUCAGUAAGUGUAGAAGUUGGAGGUUACCAUAUUCCUGCCAAAACAAGAGUGUUCAUCAAUGCAUGGGCAAUUCAUAGAGACCCCAGUGUAUGGGAAAAUCCAGAAGAGUUCAUCCCUGAGAGAUUUGAGAACAGCCCAAUUGAUCUGUUUAAAGGUCAAGGAGCUCAAGGUUAUGAAUUUGUGGCGUUUGGGUGUGGGAGAAGGGCUUGUCCUGGGAUCUCAUUUGCCAUGGCUAGUAUGGAAUAUACAGUUGCUAAUCUUUUGUAUUGGUUUGAUUGGGAGUUGUUUGGUAAUAAUGGGUCCUCCUCAGAUUUGGAUAUGAGUGAAGUUUAUGGGCUUAGUGUUACAAAGAAAAAAGCUCUUCAUGUUGUUGCAAAACCUUAUUCUCCUUGAGAUUUCUUAUGUGAGAUUAUGAUCAUUUAGUAUGCUUCUAUGUAGUUUUGGGUGAAUAAAGUGUGAAAGGAAACUAAAGUGUUUUCUACAAAAUAAAAUGUAUCAAAGUUUGGUGUAAUAUUUGGCUAUGUUUAUGUUUUUUUAAACAAACUUUGAUUAUAA